AUGGCCAACAGCAACGUUGGUAUCAAUCCAUCAAUUCCUUCUAUUCCUAUCUUCAAGGGCAGUGGAUAUGAUGCUUGGAGCACAAAAAUGAGGACUCUCUUUAUCUCUCAAGAUUUAUGGGAGUUGGUAUCUACGGGGUAUAAUGAAACUUCACUUGAGGUUCAAAAGAAGGAUGCAAAAGCUCUUUUCUUCAGUCAACAAGCUGUAGAUGAAGAUGUUUUUCCUCUCAUUAAAUUAGCCACCAAGGCAAAGGAGGCAUGGGAUGUGCUUCAAAAACGUUAUCAAGGUACUACAAAGCUGUUAGAGAUUGUUAAUCAAAUGCGAAAGUAUGGUGAGGAUGUGUCUGAUCAAAAGGUGGUUGAAAAAAUUUUAAGGAGUUUGCCAAAGAAAAAUAAUGAGUCCUGUGGCAGAAGCAAUAAUGUAAGCAACAGAAGAGGCCGUGGUGGUCAUUUCUAUCAUGGAAAACGAGGUGGCAGAGUUGGUGGACAUUCUAGAGGUCGAAAUCAAAAUCACAACGAGGAAGAGAAAACUUGUGAACCUCGCAAAUUUCAAUGCUAUUACUGUAACAAAUUUGGCCAUAUUGAAAGGUAUUGCAGGUUGAAGGAAAAGCAUAAAAAACAUGAUAAGUUUGCCGAACAAGAAGCGAAUGAUGAAAAUGAGAGUCUAUUUCUCGCUUGUUAUUCUGCAAUAGUGUGUUAUCCAAAUGUCUGGUUCAUAGAUAGCGGGUGUAGUAGUCACAUGACAGCAAACUUAGAAGCCUUUGCCAGUAUGGAUAAAUCAGUUUAG
Messenger RNA from Hevea brasiliensis (rubber tree), 786 nucleotides. RefSeq lists its product as uncharacterized. Bases 1 to 786 code for a protein of 261 amino acids. The record is from RefSeq and is a predicted model, not a curated record. Gene Ontology annotation, molecular function: zinc ion binding; nucleic acid binding. The transcript is spliced from 3 exons. NCBI's taxonomy places the organism in Eukaryota, Viridiplantae, Streptophyta, Magnoliopsida, Malpighiales, Euphorbiaceae.